AUGGACAAAAAAAAAUGUUAUCGAUGUGAUGGCAAGGGUAAACGUGGUCAUGAAAGCAGUAAUUGUAAGGGAUGUGACGGAACAGGCUCUAUCCAGUUUCAGUUCUGUCAUGGUAGCUAUCUUGAUCAUACGAUGAAGUGUAAUCGUUGCGAUGGUGCCGGUAAACGUGGUCAUGAAUCCGCUGAUUGCAAAGGAUGUGAUGGAAAAGGUUAUCAUAUUAAUGCUUCGAAAUGUUCUCGCUGUAACGGUGCCGGUCAAUAUGGUUACGAGUCAGGUCCUUGCAAAGAAUGUAAUGGAAAAGGUCACACUGGAUAA
Rotaria sp. Silwood2 is the source of this 315-nucleotide messenger RNA. Lineage: Eukaryota; Metazoa; Rotifera; Eurotatoria; Philodinida; Philodinidae. The record is from the annotation of a GenBank genome assembly.